AUGCCCAGUGAGACCGAGAAUAGUAAGGCAAAAAGGCUUAAAGAAUUACUAAACAUAUAUCAAUUGUCUCAACUUAUUAAAAAGCCUACUAGAACAACAGAAUCAACGAAGACGCUCUUAGAUUUAAUAAUUUGUAAAACUGACGACCCAAAAACCGCUACAACGGACGUUGUUGAGCUAGGUAUAAGCGACCACAACCUAGUCUACACUUGUAGAAAGGUCGGAAUAUGUAAACAAAAACCCAAAAUUAUUGAAACAAGGCAAUACCAUAAACUAAAUAACGCAAAAUUCCAAAACGAUUUAAAACAAGCUUUACUACAUAUUAAUGAACAUUCAGAUCCAAAUACGGCCCUACAGGAAUGGAACAGAAUUUUUCUACUGAUAGCUGAUAUAAAUGCUCCUAUACGAUUGAGAAAAGUGAGAAGUGACCGACAACCGUGGAUGACUGAUGAAAUUAAAAAACUGAGCUUUCACAGAGACUACUUAAAAAAGAAAGCAGUCAUGUUAAAUUCCUCUGCCUUUCAUAGUUCAUACAAAAAAUGUAAAAACAAAGUAACUAAACUUAUUAGCAAUGCAAAAGUCACUACUUUAGAACCAAUCUCGAAAACAGCAAAAAUUGCAAAGAAAACUGGAUUCACAUAA
Paramuricea clavata is the source of this 642-nucleotide messenger RNA. The record is from the annotation of a GenBank genome assembly. Lineage: Eukaryota; Metazoa; Cnidaria; Anthozoa; Malacalcyonacea; Plexauridae.